AAUGGCUGAUGAGCUUGUUUCCAUCACUAAUGGGAUUGUGCUGCUGUGAUUUGUCGGAUCGGAGGGAAGGUUGAUCCACACACACUCGUUUUCUGCAGCAUUGCGGUGCGCGCUCGGGGAUGAUCAGGAUCUUCCCGGAUUUCAGUGUUCAGGUGACGGCGGCGGCGGCUGCAGGUGCGGGAGCCGGUGGAGGGAUGCCGGCUGCGUCCAGAGUCCCGGGAGCUACUAACGGGAACCCGCAAAACCUCCAAGGCUUGACGUCUUACCAACAAAGCGAGCCAUACUGGGAGAGGUCUGCUAAUGCAAGCUCAUGCUCCGCCACUAGGCCCAAGACACUCCACCUUGGAGGGCAACAACAUACCUCAUCACCAUGGUUGCAGGCUCUAAGGAAGGAGAAGUCACGUGACGCUGCUCGCUCGCGCCGGGGGAAGGAAAACUUCGAGUUCUAUGAGCUGGCAAAGAUGCUUCCGCUCCCCGGCGCCAUCACCAGCCAGCUGGACAAGGCCUCCAUCAUCCGCCUCACCAUCAGCUACCUUAAGAUGAGGGACUUCACCAACCAGGGGGACCCGCCGUGGAACCUGCGCUUCGAAGGACCGCCGCCCAACACCUCAGUCAAAGCUAUCGGGUCCCAGCGGAGGCGGAGCCCCAGCGCUGUUGCCACAGAGAUCUUUGAGCCUCACCUUGGCAGCCACAUCCUGCAGUCCCUGGAUGGAUUUGUAUUUGCACUAAACAAGGAGGGGAGGUUUUUGUACAUCUCAGAGACGGUGUCCAUAUACCUGGGGCUUUCACAGGUAGAGCUGGCGGGCAGCAGUGUGUUUGAUUACGUUCACCCGGGCGAUCAUGUGGAGAUGGCCGAGCAGCUGGGCAUGAAGCUUCCACCGGGCAGAGGGCUGCUGUCUCAGGGCGGCGGGGCCGAGGACGGGGCCAGCUCUGCCUCUUCUUCCUCUCACUCUGAGACACCUGAGCCAGUGGAGUCGAACAGCCCUAGUCUUCUGUCGCCGGAUAACAUUCUAGAACGUUCCUUCUUCGUCCGUAUGAAGUCCACGCUCACCAAGAGAGGCGUCCACAUCAAGUCCUCUGGAUACAAGGUUAUCCACAUUACCGGCAGGCUGCGGAUAAGAAUGGCAUUAACACACAGUCGUUCGGUACCCAAUCAAAUCAUGGGCAUGGUUGUGGUGGCACACGCACUUCCUCCGCCAACCAUCAAUGAGGUUCGGAUCGACUGCCAGAUGUUUGUUACACGGGUCAACAUGGAUCUCAACAUUGUUUACUGUGAAAACAGAAUCAGUGACUACAUGGACCUGACACCUGUCGACAUCGUAGGGAAGAGAUGUUAUCAAUUCAUUCAUGCAGAGGACGUGGAAGGCAUUCGGCAAAGCCAUUUAGACCUGCUGAAUAAAGGUCAGUGUGUGACAAAGUAUUACCGCUGGAUUCAGAAGAAUGGAGGUUAUAUCUGGAUCCAGUCCAGUGCCACUAUUGCAAUCAACACCAAGAAUGCCAACGAAAAAAACAUCAUCUGGGUCAACUAUGUACUCAGUAAUCCAGAGUACAAAGAUACACCCAUGGAUAUCGCACAGCUGCCUAACCUGCCAGAGAAAGCAUCCGAGUCCUCAGAAACAUCUGAUUCUGAAUCCGACUCCAAGAACUCUGAAGACAAUGAAAACUCCAAGUCAGAUGGAAAGGGGAAUCAGUCUUCCGAGAAUAGUGAAGAUCCAGGGUCAGACAGUAAGAAACAGACGGGCCGGCCGCCAGAGCAAGAGAUGAGACGACAGGAGGAAGGAGACAGUUCCAGCAAUCCAGAAAGUCAGGACAGUGAUGAUAGUCUGGAACCUUCUGACUGUGAAACUGACCACAAGGACUUCCAUUGCACGGCUUCCCCACGAGUCUACACCACUGGAACGAUCCGAUAUGCCCCAGCAGACGUCAGUCUGGCCAUGCAGGGCAACAUCCUGCCUAAUGCUCACACCGCUGUGAACUUCAUGGAUGGGCCCGGCUUUGGCAUAGACCCCAAGACACCCAUGGAGAUGCUGUACCAUCAUGUGCACCGGCUCAACAUGUCCACCCCCUUUGGGGGUGCGGUCAGCGGAGCCGGGCUCACUCAGAUGCCAGCUGCUAAUGUCUUCACCACAGCAGAGGGACUUUUCUCCACGCUUCCAUUUCCCGUCUACAGCAACGGCAUCCACAACACACAGACUCUGGAGCUAAACUUUGACAACGACAGCAGCAUCUGGAACUACCCACCCAACCGAGAGAUCUCCCGCAACGAGUCUCCCUACAGCAUGACAAAACCCCACAACACCUUUCCUUCUCCCCCGCCUGCCGGCCUGCAGGUGUCCAUCCCCGACUCUGUCCUCACUCCACCUGGUGCCGAGGGUGGAGGAGGCAGCAGAAAGCCCAACUUCAAUGGCAACAGUAGCAGCGGCAACAAUAACAGUGCCCCCACCUCUGUGUCCAGCGCAACUCCGGGCAGCUUGGUUCCUCCUUCCAGUUCCACCACUGCUGACCCGCUCUCCCCACCUCUCUCGGCAUCGCCACGGGACAAGCAGCAGGGUACACCCACCUCCUCUGGUUCCCUGCUCUACACCAGUGAUCUGGAAGCCCUGCAGAGGUUACAAGCGGGGAACGUGGUACUUCCAUUGGUGCACAGAGUCACAGGCACGCUUGCUGCCACCAGCACGGCUUCCCCACGAGUCUACACCACUGGAACGAUCCGAUAUGCCCCAGCAGACGUCAGUCUGGCCAUGCAGGGCAACAUCCUGCCUAAUGCUCACACCGCUGUGAACUUCAUGGAUGGGCCCGGCUUUGGCAUAGACCCCAAGACACCCAUGGAGAUGCUGUACCAUCAUGUGCACCGGCUCAACAUGUCCACCCCCUUUGGGGGUGCGGUCAGCGGAGCCGGGCUCACUCAGAUGCCAGCUGCUAAUGUCUUCACCACAGCAGAGGGACUUUUCUCCACGCUUCCAUUUCCCGUCUACAGCAACGGCAUCCACAACACACAGACUCUGGAGCGCAAAGAGGAUUAAAGCAAAACAUCGAGACCAUAUUACUGUGUUCAACUGUGUUAAAAAGACUUCUGAGGCAAAAGACUGUGUUGGGGAAAAGUGAGAUGUUCUAGCACUUUGAAUUUUGAGCAAUUGAGCUUGUGUAACUGAAAUGAAUGGUUUCUCUUCCUGUGUCUUUCUAUCUCUUCGACUUUCUCUUUCUUUCUUGCCUCCUUAGACAAGUUCUUGAUGACGGUUUCUCUAAACAGACUCAUCUCUAUUGUAAAGAGUUCCUUCUGAGCCACAGGGAAUUCAUAGCACUGUAGCAUAUGUUUUCUCUGUGGUGUGAUAUUUGUCCAGAGUAUAUAACAUCCUCAUUAGGAUGUCUUAAAGGUAUUAGAAAAAGAAAAUUGACAAGAAAAGAAACUGUUUAUGUUUCUAAAGGUCUACGUGGUGUAAUCACGAUUGAUGCUGACAAAAGGAUGUUACCCUAUUUGAUGUAGUUCAAAGGGUUUUGCGGUUCUUUCUAAAGGGGGAAUAGUAUUUUAGAAAUAAUGCUUUUUCUUCGUUUUUUAUAGCUCAACUUAACUUGCAAAUCAUGCAUUUUAAAAAAGAAAUUUUAGCCGGAUAUUGACCUGUGCAUAGAAUGUUACUAUAAAAUCCCAGGACAUGGAACAGGUCAGUGUGAGAUUUUUCCAGUUCCAUCUUCUGUUUGCAGAUCCAUGGUGCUAUCAUUGAGUUACCCUCACUCAGCUGGCUGAUGUAGGUACUGUUCCGGAAAUCCAAACAAAUGGCGGCUUCAGAGCUUUUCCACAGAAAAGUCAAACCUCUAACAGAUUUUUUUUUUUUUUUUUUCAGUUUUUGUUUUGUUUAUUAUGUUCAUCACCUACCCGUGAACACAGGAGAAUAUUUAACUCAAUCUGACUGAGUCUGGAAAGGGAUACAGAAACAUUUUUUUGCAACUGAGGCUAAUUUUACAUCAUAAACUUGAAGAUGAAUGUUAAACUCCAAAACAUAGCUGGUCAGAGCUAUGCUUAAUUGUUUUGGGGAUUUAUUUUAUUUUUUAUAAAUUUUUGGCUUGAUUGUUUACACUCCCUCUUUAGCUUACAAGCCUGGUGUCCUUUCCGAAAUCAGUCCCCCUUCAUCCCUUACCCCUUAACUCUCUCUGAAAAUCACAUAUCAAAUGGAGAUUGUAAUAAGGACAUGCAUUUUCAAUCAAAAAAUGUGUUUUGAAAAUCCACAUUCCUAAUUUUUAUCCACUGUUGCCAAAAAAACUUUACUCUCACAGUUUGGUGUUAAAACACUGUGAUUUGAUGUUAAAAAAAAAAAAAACACUAAAGUAAUAAAACGGAAGAAAACUGUCACUUCAUCAUUUGGCAGCCAUCCAUCAAGUCAUCUAUUACACAGUGUGAUAACCGUAAACUUGUACAAUGUGUAAGUGUCAUUGGCUGUCAGUCUCCAUAGCAACUUAAGUGUGUGUUACUAUAUGCAGUAUAUACUGAGCUAAUGUAGCUGUUUUGUCCUUUGUCCUCUCUGUGCUAGUCCGGGCUUGGACGGGGAAACAUUUGUUCUCCUUCCAGCCCCCUUGCAGUCUUAGUGAACCAGUGGAGGUUAGUGGAUUUUGUGUGGUGGCCUUCCAAUGUAGUGUCACCUUUUUUGCUGCUUCCUUUUUGUAUGUAUUACUUUUUUCUGUUUCUGCUAUUGCUUUGCUGUCGUGUAGUCUACAGACCUCUCUCUUCUCAGAGAUAAAAGACUCUAAACUAGCUCAAAGGUUUAAGGAGCCAUUUUUUGCCACUGAGGAAUUCUGGGAUUGCAGUUUCCAGCUCAAAUGUGAUGAGGAAUAAAAAAAUGGAAGUAGCAUUUAGUAGACUGGAACCUUAAAAGCCUCAGAUGUGAAACAUUCCCAGAGUCCCUUGUGCUUGUCUUGUGCAUUGGGUGUAUUUCAUUGGUUUCCACCAAGCCUGUUGACUUCAAGGACCCUGCAACUCACAGGAAAUAAAAAAAAAAGAUGACGGUAGUAUU
Sinocyclocheilus anshuiensis is the source of this 5003-nucleotide messenger RNA. Its product is annotated as neuronal PAS domain-containing protein 3-like. Gene Ontology annotation, biological process: regulation of transcription by RNA polymerase II. Gene Ontology annotation, molecular function: RNA polymerase II transcription regulatory region sequence-specific DNA binding; DNA-binding transcription factor activity, RNA polymerase II-specific; protein dimerization activity. The coding region runs from base 120 to 3023 and encodes 967 amino acids. The transcript has 14 exons. The record is from RefSeq and is a predicted model, not a curated record. NCBI's taxonomy places the organism in Eukaryota, Metazoa, Chordata, Actinopteri, Cypriniformes, Cyprinidae.